Messenger RNA from Nicotiana attenuata, 1533 nucleotides. RefSeq lists its product as uncharacterized. The record is from RefSeq and is a predicted model, not a curated record. Bases 1 to 1533 code for a protein of 510 amino acids. The transcript is spliced from 9 exons. Lineage: Eukaryota; Viridiplantae; Streptophyta; Magnoliopsida; Solanales; Solanaceae. Gene Ontology annotation, molecular function: protein binding.
AUGGGAAUUGAAGGAGGAAGUGAACCAGUUAGUCCAAUGUAUCUUGCUUCUGGAUUUGGGAUUAAUGGCAAUAGCAUUGACAAUAGUGGUGUUGUGACGCCUCUGACGGAAGGCGGGCUGACGAGAGCGGCUCAUGGUUCCAGUGACACCCCUUGGUCAGAAAGUUACACUACUUCAAUAGAUUUUGAUGAAAAUGGAGAUGUUGAGGUACAUUAUAAGAGGUUGCUCAAAGAAUAUCCUUCUAACCCUUUGGUCUUGAGGAAUUAUGCUCAGCUUUUGCAGUCAAAAGAUGAUCUUUCCGGGGCUGAGGAAUUUUACUUCCAAGCAACACUAGCAGAUCCAAAAGACGGGGAUAUCUUGUCUCGGUAUGCUAAAGUGGUGUGGCAGCUACACCAUGAUAAAGAUAGAGCCUUGAACUACUUCGAACGUGCCACUCGUGCUGCUCCUGAAGACAGUUAUGUCCUUGCAGCAUAUGCUAGUCUUCUUUGGGAGAUCAAUGAUGAUGACGGAGAUAACAGACCAGUAACCCCUCCAUUGCAUCUUCCAGCAGGACUUGGGAUUGGGAAUGGUAGAUUUGGUGGUGGAAAUGCCGAAGAUUACUACAGGAGCAUGAUUCAAGAAAAUCCAAAUAACCCCUUGUUUUUAAGAAACUAUGCUCAGUUCCUUGAUCAGUGUAAGGGAGACUUAAAAGGAGCUGAAGAAUACUACUGUCGCACAAUAUUAGCAGACGCUGAUGAUGGAAAAAUUAUGUCACAGUAUGCAAAGUUUAUAUGGAAACUUCAUCACGACCAAGAUAAGGCUUCGUCUUACUUUAAGAGAGCAGUUGAAGCUUCUCCCGGAAACAGCGAUGUACGUGCAGCAUAUGCUAGAUUUCUGUGGGAAACAGAGGACGAUGAAGACGAAGACGAAGGAUUGGACAAUCAUAAUGGAGUGCCAUUUCAGACAGUCUGUUAUCUCAUCAAUAGGAAUCCAUCAGUUCCAUUGGAGUUUGACAUCCUAGAGAGAGUUUGGACCAACAAGGAGAUGUCCUACUCGCAUCUGAAGGUGUUCGGUUGCAAAGCUUUUGCAUAUGUACCAAAGGAGCAAAGAACAAAGCUGGAUGAUAAAUUCGUUCCCCACAUAUUCAUCAGAUAUGGAGAUGAAGAGUUCGGAUACAAAUUGUGGGAUCCUGUAAAGAAGAAGGUCAUCGGAAGCAGAGGUGUAGUCUUCCAAGAAAGUGAGGUUGGAACUACUGAUGAUUGUGAGCACGAUCCAACACAUAAUGUAUUCCAUUUUGCUGAUUUUGAGUUAACUCCUACAUUGGAAGAGAUAGCAGGCUACGCCGGUUUUGAGGGGAAUCUUAGAAAGCAAUACCCGGUGGCGCCCAGAACAGUAACCCCUCACAAAUUUUUGGACUUGUUAAGCAUCAGUCGGGACAUCCGAGACGGAAAUUUGGCCAAAGGAUUCUGUACCUUCUACUUUUUGUACCGACGUUACCGGGAUCCCCAUGGUUUCGAGACACCAAAUACCGGUCUUACUCACGCAGGAAACUAA